GCAACCCUGCGCGGCGAGCGCGGCCGCAGCUUCCAGGCGCCGGUUGGGACGCGGGGGCCGAGGCGCAGGCGGGACGCAAUGGCUGCGUGGGGCGAGCGGCUGGCCGGCGUGCGCGGGGUGCUGCUCGACAUCUCAGGCGUGCUGUACGACGGCGGUGAGGGCGGCGGUGCGCCGAUUGUAGGCUCUGUGGAGGCGCUGGCGAGACUGAAGCGGUCCCAGCUGAAGGUGAGGUUCUGCACCAACGAGUCGCAGAAGUCCCGGGGAGACCUGGUGGGGAUGCUUCGGCGUCUGGGCUUCGACAUCUCAGAGGGCGAGGUGACCGCCCCGGCCCCUGCCACCUGCCUGAUCCUGAAGGAGCGAGGCCUGCGGCCACACCUGCUCAUCCACGACGGAGUCCGCUCGGAAUUUGAUCAGAUCGACACGUCCAACCCAAACUGUGUCGUAAUUGCAGAUGCAGGAGAAGGCUUUUCUUAUCAAAACAUGAAUAAAGCUUUCCAGGUGCUCAUGGAGCUGGAGAAUCCUGUGCUCUUCUCACUGGGAAAAGGACGCUACUACAAGGAGACCUCUGGCCUGAUGCUGGACGUUGGUCCCUACAUGAAGGCGCUUGAGUAUGCCUGUGGUAUCGAAGCUGAGGUGGUGGGGAAACCUUCCCCUGAGUUUUUCAAGUCUGCUCUGCGGGAGAUGAGGGUGGAAGCCCACCAGGCCAUCAUGAUCGGGGACGACAUCGUGGGUGACAUCAGCGGUGCCCAGCGGUGUGGGAUGAGAGCGCUGCAGGUGAGGACCGGGAAGUUCAGGCCCAGUGACGAGCACCACCCGGAAAUAAAGGCUGAUGGGUAUGUGGACAACCUGGCGGAGGCUGUGGACCUGCUGCUGCAGCACGCGGACAAGUGACAGGCUUUCUGGGAGGGCCCCUAGCCUCCUGCCGCCCUCUCCUGUGCCCACACCAUCCGAGGCACUGCCCCCUGGCCUGGACGGGCAAGCGAGAGGGUGCCAGCCAAGCAGUUCUGGGCUGCCCUGCCCCUGAGCCACCAGCCCCUCCUCCGUCUCCUUCUGCCGACCCCCCUUCCCUCCUCCUCUCCGGGCACACCUCCCAGCCUCCUGGGUGAAGUUUGAUCCCCACCUGCUGGCCCAGCCCCUCCCUGUGCUUCCCUAGUGGAAGUCAAGAGGUGGGGCACAGCUGUCGAAUCCCCAAACCCAUUCUCUCUCCAGUCGGCCAGACCUUUCAAUGCGCUACCGAAUCGGACUCUGGCGUUUGCCCCCUGCCUCUUUUCAAACAGCCCUUGAGUUUUAGGGAGGCGCCUGGAGAAAGCGGGGACUCCCAAGCAGAGUCCUUGCGGCCAGAGCCGAGCCAGCCUCCCCGGGACUGCCCAGCGGCCCCUGCCCUCACCUGGUGUCAGAGGGACCGCUCAGCACUCCCCACGAACCCCCCAAACAAUGCAGCCCGCCAUUUCUAUCCCAAGUCACCUCUGGAACCCAAAUGGAGCGGCUCCCAGGGGCACUUUAAAGACUGCCGUCCUUCGAGCAAGAAUUGUAAGCUCUGGAAUCCAGGUGGCAGGUGGAGGGUACCUUCUGGAGCCUGAACUCGAUAGACGUGAAUGUGUCACACCCAGGAAACUAACGGUUAAAUCAACUCUCUGCCCUGACCCACGGCGACUCCGGCUCUGACUGCGCGGGGUGGGCGGCAGGGAGGAGGCACCGUCCCUGAUCCUGCCCUGGACUUGAGCCCCUGCACGUCAGGGGGCCAGGGCCCUGAGACACCUCGCCUGCCUCAAACCCUUUGUUUAACAGAGGGGGAAACUGAGGCCCCACGGGGACCAGGUGCACAGGGCAAGCGUGGGCCUUCCCUCACGCAGCAGCCCGAGGUGGCGGGCAGUGAGCCGCGGGCUUCCCAGAUUCACUCACGGCCCAAGUUUCAGGUUUCAGCAUCGAUCAGCAGAACAGAUAACUUGAAUGCUCUGUUUCUCCCCAAAUCCAUCCAGAACCCACUGACAAAUCUCGGGAGACUCCUCGUGAAAGAGGUCGUGAGUCUUCCGUCACGGGAUUUCCAUUAAACGAAGGCAGGUGAUGAUAGAACGCUUCGCCCUGAACCUGAGUCCCCAGCACGGGAGCAGGGCCGGCGGGGGUCUGUGCGGUCCCCAGGGCUUGCCCGCCAGGCCGGCCACCAUUAAAUCAGGAUUAGGAAGAAACGGUGGUAGCUGAGUCUCUUCAGCAAGAUGAGGCCACCGGCCAGGCUCGGGUCACUGGCUUGCAGGGGAGGAGGGGCGUUUGGCCUGUUAGCUGGCAGAUAUGCAGAUGGCCUGCCCCUGGACGGAGUCCCCUAAUUCCAGCUCGUUAGGUGACCAGCGCAGUGUGGGCAGCAGGCACCAGGGCUCGGAAGGCGACUGUGCGGGGACGGGCCUGCAGCCUUCUGUUGGGUUUGUUCCCUCUUUUCUUUCUUCCUUUUUCGUGGGCUGCCCUUGCCUGCUGUCCUCAGCAGGGGCUUGCAGGCAGGGCAGUAUGGUUCUGGAGGAAGGAGGCUGGGGGGGUCCCGCUCUCCAUGGACAAGUGGAGCCUCCCCUUGCGAGCUGCUGCCCAGGAGUGAGGACGGAGAGGGACUCGGGCAGCAGGCGCAGACCCCUGCUUUGGGUGGAGAACACGCUGCCCCCCCGAGCUGUGGGUUCUGUGAAGUGGACACUGUCAUCUCCCCAUUUUACAGGUAAGGAAACUGAGGUGCAGGGAAACUGACUUGCCUACGGGCUGACGGCUGGCAAGGAUAGAGCCGAGGCUCAAAUCAAGGUCUGACCCUGCAUCCCAUGCCCUUCCUAGUCCCUUCCACGAUCCCUCCACAGGGGAUGACCUGCGGUGGUCCCGGUGGCUGUCUUUCCAGGCGAGGAGCACCUUGGCAUCCUCCCAGUGGAGAUGAAAUGUGCCUCGGGAUUGAGGUCCAGCCCUACUCUGGGGACGCCAUGUACCCCCGAACCUCAGCUAUCCUAUCCUUCCCUGAGCCCUGCCGGGGACCAGGCCCGGCCAGGCCAGGGUGCCCCGUCGCCCCACUGGGGAUGCUGACCCCUCUCCUGCUGCGGCGCCGGGGACUGCCCAGAAGUGAGGAUGACCUGCCUCACCCCUGGGUCCUUCCAGCUGUCGGGCCCUGGCCUGAUGCCCACCCUCCUUCCCCACCCCCCAAGCAGGACAGUUCUCGGGCCAGAGAUAGACGGAGCCACAGGCCACAGGUAGGGCUGGAGUUCAGAGCUGGCAGUGGCCUGAGGACCUGUCUGUGGUCAGGAGAUGCGCCCCAGAUCUGCCACAGGGCCAGCAGACACUCCAGGCUCUCGGGCCACCCAGCAGAGCUGCUGGAAGGGGGAGGGACGGGUGGGGCAAAGGAGAGGGCAGGACGGGGGCACAAGGGCCUCACCUACCCCCAGAUCUCCCAACUCAAGCGUCCACAUGGUACCAGCCCUGUGUGAAAACCCGAUUCAAACUGGGUUAAUCCAGCAGGAGUUUAUCAUCUACGAGGCUUCCAAAUCCAGGCCUGGCUGGAUCCGGGUCCCAAGAAAGUCCCAGGCUGACCCUGGGGCAGGGCAAUGGCGGCUCCAGCCAAACUCGCACGGGAGAGGAGAGGGGCAUGGCACCAGGAGGGCAUCCACACCAUCCUCUCGCUGCCCUGCCGGGAGCUGGGAGCCAGGCUGAGGGGUCCGAGUCCUCGCCGGCAGGUGUGUGCCCACCAUGGGGCCCAGACAGCUGCGGCGCUUCUCUCCUCCUCAGAUCAGGGGGGCAUCCCCUCAGGACCUAACAGAUCUCCAGGCAGAACCUCUGCGGUCAGAUGAUGUGGGCCAACCUUGGGUUAUAGAAAUGACAGAAGCCUCCCUAAGCCUGUCCUCGAGGCUGCAAACAUCCUGGUCUCCUGAGCUUGGUUAGCGAGGGGGUCCCUGACUUGGGGGCCAGGCACAGGGACCGUGUGCCCUGGAGCCCACUCUGAGCUGAGCUGUGAGUGCUGGCGACCCCUCGGCCUGAGCAGCACAGAUCUGAGCCGUGCUGCCCUCCGAGGAGCGUGGGGUCCCAGCCUCCGCCCCCUCCCUGGUGACCCUGGUGGGCAGGGGGCCCCGCAGGCCCACAGGGCUCCAGGCCAGGCGCCCUGCAGCAGUGCAUCCUGGAGCAGCUGCUGCGUGGCCUCGCAUGGCAGGCAUCUCCAGCCGGAACACACAGACCUGACCCUGCGGCUCGGAGGGGAUAGAAGGGCCCAGGCUCCGCCCGUGCCAGUCCAGAGCGAAGGGUCCCAAAGGCAGAGGGGGGACCCUCCGAUCUGCCACACCCAACAGAAAGCACACAGCCGGCUCCCGGCAGCUGGGUAUUGAACCAGGAAGCUUUAUUUACACAGUAAAAGUAACAAGCAAAUUCCUGAGAGACUAGAGCGGCUCUAGUGCAAGACAGUCGCGGCCCGUGCGGAGGACAGGCUGCGGUGGGUGGAGGUGGGGGACAGACCCAGCGCCUCUGCACCCAGCGCUUCGCCCCGGGCAGGGGCCUGGCCCAACACUGCCCGUCCUGGCCGCCACACUUCCUGAGGCUCCCCAGUGCCCACGAGGUACAGCUGGGAAAGCGCACACGGCCCGAGAAACCGCCGACUCGCCGUCCCCGCGCCCCGGGGCAUCGCCCACCCCCGCACUGAAACACAAUUUCUUUGCCAAAGAGACUAUGCUAGAAGGUCAGACUAUCCUACCUAGGCUACAAGAUCUCCGCUGCGGUCUGGGAUUUCUUUUUUUUUUUUUAAUCUUUUUCUCUUUCAAGAGGAAUGGUUUUUUCUGGCACCAGUGGGAGGGGUCGGGCCAACUGUGUGGCCGUGGCAAGACGCGGCACAACUGCCUACACGGAGGCACCGCCCUGGCCGGGCUGCCGCCCCAGCGCCGGGGUGGCGGGGUACCGCUCGCGCCCCAGGCCGCGGGGCCUGAAGCGGUCAUCGUUCGGGUGACCGGCCCCGAGGCCAGAGCACACGCGACUUGAGCCUGCGGUGGGGCACCCAGGGCUUGCGCUGAGGGCCCCGGCAGUGCCAGCCAGAGCGCGGAAACGAACACGCCAACCCUGCCUGGAGACCCAUUUGGAUGUUGGGUUUGUUUAUUUUUCUAAGGUGGACUUCUCCUUUAUUUAAAUUUUCUUUCCGCGUACAAAUUCACAAGACUUUCCUGCUACAAAAAUUUUGCUGAAAAGUAAGGCUUUCUGAGAAUGAAAAUUCAUAUGCAUGAUCAGAACAAGCUCUCCUGUGGCCUGGAUGUCGUGUCUGCCUGUGGGCCCUGGGCUGGACCCCGGCCUCCACCGUAAGGCAAGAGGGUUUGCGGUAAUGUAAACGGCGAGGCUGUGGCCCUGGCCCCCGGCCCGGCCCUCACAGGCAGCAGCCCGUUAGUCCAGCGGCUCUAGCAGGCGCUCCCUCUGGAGUGAGCAGGGAUGCCCCGGGACAGGAAGCCCCCCCUCCCCACCCACGACCCCGUUCUAGUCCUUCAGGGCCCCCGGGGCCGGCGGACGGCCUGGCACCGCCCUCCCUCCCGGCUCCGAACUUCCUCAGAGGCAGGAGUUCAUGGGCUGUAAGAGGCAGGGCCCCAGCAGAAGUGAGGCUUGCGGGGAGCCCACCAGGCCGCCUGCUGCCCCCAGGGGCAGCCCGCUGGGGUCAGAGGAUGCCUCCCUCCAAGACCAAAUUCCCGGUGCCAGAGGAGCAGAGCACAGAUGGCCUCUGGAGGUGUGGCAGCACCUUCUAGACGAGGUCUGCUGCCUUCAAUUAAGACCGACAUGAAGCCACUGGAAGGCCGUCUCUUUCUCUGAGAGGGGUCACUGGCCAUCCUCUCCCCUCCCUGCUGCUGUCGUGGGCUUUGGCGAGGAGCUUCGGUUGGGGCAGAACAGCCAAGAGAGGCCUGAGGUGGCUGGAAAGGGCCAAACCCUGCCUUGGGCUGGGAUCCCUUCUGCCUUUUGGGUUGACAGGACCAGCCUGCGGGGAGGUGGGGACGAUGGGGCCACUGCUUGUCCUUCCCUGCCACCAGGCCUGGGAAGGGGGGGAAGUGACUGGCAGGGUCCAAGGGCGUCACCUGCGCCACAGGCCCGUGACACCCACCCACCGCCAUGUGCCCUCCCUCCUGGCCCCGAGGAGAGGCCCAUCCUGGCUGAGUCUCGCCCCUGUCGGUGGGUGAGGGAGGCGGGAUCCUGCUUGUCCUUCCCCGGGAAGGACUGCUGUCCUGCAUGCGCCCCCUAUGGCCACUCUUGGUGCGGCCAGGUGUCAACACCUCCCACCCCAGGCUUUCUGAGGCCGAGGGGCGCCAGCAUGUACUCUGUGAAUUCAUACGUUGGUCGCUGGACGCCACCGAACAGCUGCCCUAGCCUCCUCUGGAUCAGCUCUAAGACGACGGGCCACCAAGCAGGGGUCAGGUGAGACGUCCUUCCCCACCAGAGCCGCCGGCUGCCUCGUCCGACUCCCCAGGGGAACGUGCCUUUGGAGGGACCUACCCAGCGCCCGCACACCCGUUACGCUCUACAACCUGAGGCUUUCAGCACAAUCUUGGGGGGCCACGGAGUUGGGAUUUUCUGCAAGCAUCUUAUGGCUGACUUUUAAGAAAAGCCAAGUAUAAAUGAGAACUUGAGCCCCCUCGCUUCUGAUGUAAGAAAGUAAAGGUUUAAGUAAAGUUUCCCAAACAUUGUCUCUCUCCUCAGUGGAAAGAAAGUGAGAGCUACUUGUACUCGACCUGCAGCGGUGAGGCAUCCGCCGUGAACAGAUGAGCAGGGGCAAAGUGACUCCGAGAGAGUCUCUGUCGCGGCAGCGAGCUCCGGAGAACGCACAGAUGUGUUUAGCCUCACGGGAAAAAGAGCCACUCGCUCACAAGCCGACCCAACUGCUAUCGUCUGAGGAAGGCGCCAAGCUGCUAAAAGCCAGAUUCCAAGGCAGCAGAGCCCAGGGGGCAUGUGUGCAAGCGGGGCUGGAGAGGAGCUGUCUGGGAGGGAGACGUCGCGGGGUGGGGCGCCUCGGCAACCCCGGGGGGCGGGGGACGGGGGGGCCCGGAGCCGGGGAGGGUACGCGCGCGUCUCGCUCUAUGCCUGCGGCGGGGAGAGGCACUCGCCACCCUCUGCUCCCCGGCCCACCUGGCCCACCGACAACGAGCCUGCGCGUGAAGGCUGCGGGGCCCCAGAGCGGCCAGCAGACGCCCUCCGUCCUGAAACGAGCGCAGGGCCUGGGGCUGUGCGCCUGCACAGAAGUCCUGCUUCCUGAGGACGUUUUCAAGAGGUCGCCCUUUUACGGUGACAUCGCUCCACUCGCCUGACACUCCAUGACAGGUUGGUCACGGAGAGUGGCUGCCAGCUGCCGACCCUGCCAGAGCGGCCCCCAGAGCGGCAGGAGCCCGGGCCAGGCCGUCCACGCCGCAGGAGGGGCUCGUGGCUCUGCCUUUGCGGCCAGCAGAGCCACCAAACGUCUCCCCAGCUAGACGGCCUCUAACGAGCGCCCCGAGUUGUUCCCUGGACCCUGAGAGUCCAGAUGUGGAGGCCGCCCGGCAGCCCAGGGCUGCUGUGCCCCGCACUUGGCAUUAAGGCUAAACGGUUCUGGUGUCACCACGGAAGGAAGCGUCUCCCGACCCCGCCCAGGCCCCAGGUGGGAGGCCUGGGAGAGAAGGCACGGAAUACGACUGAGGGAGGGAGGGCGCUGUGGGCCAGCUCCCCCCCCACUGAACCUGAGCAGGAGGCCGAGAAGGGCCGUGACCCCAGAGGAGGGACCCGAGCCCGGGCGGAAGCACACAGAACGGGCCAGCCCUGCCGCAGCGCCACGGGACUGCCCAGCGGGGACGGUGGGACGCUUGCGCCGACAUCCCACAGGAAAGAGGGGGAAGGAGACCGAAACCAAGAAGCUUCUCUCCCGGCCGUGGUAGCUCCACGGAGCGUGGGUGCGGUGCUGGUGAAAGGCUGAGACCCUGCACCGCGGGCCCGGCCAGGCGCCCGGCGGGAGAGGGGUGGGGGGAGAGGUGGCAGGAGGCCUAUGGAUUCUAGCGCACCCCCUGCCCUGCCCGCCCCGCCGCCAGCCGGGGCCUCUCAGUUGUUCUCUAUCUGCUCAAUGUCCAGCUCGCCGUCCAGGGAGCAGGGGCUAUUGCAGACAGCCCCGUGGUCCCGCCAGGCCGUGCCCGGCUCCCCACGCCCACCACAGCCCUCGCCGAGGGCGCAGCCACCCGCCUCCUCGCAGCACGGCUCCUCCUGGCAGGCGGGGUGGUCGUCCAGGGACGGGGGCAGAGGCUCGGGGAUCGGGGUCCCGGCGGGGGUCCUGCCCCCCGUGCCCGAGGCCGAGAGCAAGGCGGUCCAGGACCUGGUGCUGCUGACGUGGAGGGCGAAGGGGCUGUGAGGGCCACGGUCCUCCGUCCCCGCGCUCAGGCAGCUGAGGCUGCUGAAGGUCUGACAGUUCUGUGGGGGAGACAGACACACACGUCACUCAGGGUCACGUUCCUGGAACCGAAGGCCCGCACGCCCCAGCCAGCCAGGCCCAGGCCCCUGGGGCUAUCUGCUGGUGGGCCCGCCGGGCAGCAGAAGACCACCCAAGUCCCGGCCGCUUCCCCGACCUGGACAAGGACAAGGAUAACGUAUGAAUAAAUACCCCUGGCCGGUGAACACCAUGUUAAUAAAGAAAAAGCGGGGUGCAGUUAUUCAUCUGCAAAUUGGCAAAGAGGACGAGCUUGCUAACAACCAGUUCUGGGGGCACUGCGGUGGGGUGGGGGGGGCAGGGGCAUGCCCAGAGCCCUUCACACACGACCGUUCUGAAAACGGAUCUGAACACUUCAUCAGGCAAUUUCACUUCGAGAAUUUUUAUCUGAAGAAAACAAUCCGGACGCAUGCAGAAAUUCAGUGACAUGAACAUUCCUCGUCACGCUGUUAAAUUGAAAAGAAGAAAGUGACCCAGAUUCCCUGCGAUAAGGGUUCCAUAAAGCAUGUCUUUUCAGACAAGGGAAGCCUCUUUAGCCAUUAAAAGAACACGGCAGGAGUGGAUUUACUGACGCAAACGGAAACACCGCCAGGCCGCACUGCUGCACAAAGGGGGCACGGUGCCCAUGCCACCCUGUCGCCGUGAUAGGAGGGGACAUGGGCCAGGAGGGUUGGCUUGACAUCCACGUGGUGCACAUCAGAGCCACCCAGGGGGCCGGUUUCCACGUGAGCCCUGGGCUCCUGUGCUCUCAACAGGCACUCAGGUGACGGAUGCUGCAACCCUGCUGGGGAAGGGGCCAGGCUCACAGCUGGGGGCCGCGGAGACACCCCUCAGCCUCCCUAGGCCUCAGCUGCCUCAUCUGUAAGAGGCGAGUGAUGGUCCCUGCCUGUCCCACAGGGCCCUUUGAGGCCCCGGUGAGAGAAUGUGGCUGCCCAGGGCUCUGCACCCGUAGGCUCUGCCUCUGCAAGGGGCCAGCCUGGAGGAGGCAGCCUAGGGCCUGCCCGUGGCGGGCAGAGCUUGAACACGGCCCAAGGGCGCUUGGGGCCACCCACUCACAAAAGGGGGCAGGCCCGGCACAACGCACCCACGGGUUCAGCUACACAACAGCUCUCCCAGCUGAGCAGAGUCAGGACGGAGGGCUAUGCAGACGAGGGUGCCCACGGCCCAGCCCCACCGGUCCCCAACAGGACCAGCAGCAAUGCUGUGCCUUCUCGGGACGAGACAGGAGAGACGUGUGUCGAAGGCAGCAGGAGGGAGUCCGGGCUCUGGCUUCCUCCCUGCACACGCUGGGGACUUGGGGGCGUGGGGAGCACCGCACGUCUGCCAAUGCCAAGGUCACAGGCCUGUCCUGAGGGCCCCCGUCCUUUCACAGGCGGCAGUGUCCGUAUGUCACUUUGAAAUAAAGGUGACCACCGGCUGUCACAGCGAGCAAGCCGCUGCACCAGGCUUGGCGGAUGGAAAACGAAAGGCACCCUCUCUAGAGGGAAGUGGCCGGACCUGCUGCGCGCGCUCACCGUCCCCGCCGGCGCCACGGCGGAAACCGCUCUGAUGGGUUUGCUCGUUUUGGAAUCCUUCGAUUAACUGAGAAAGGGACGCUGGGGUACUGGCGGAGUGGGGGGCUCUGGGAUUGAGGAAAGAAGGGCUGGGCCACCAAUCAGACCUGAGAUGCUGGCCCAGGUCGUGGUGGGAGCCAGACUGGGGACCCUCGCGGUGCCCCUCCUGGGCCACGUGGGGCUCGCUGAGGCCCCAGGCCUCACAGGGCAUGUUCCCUCCGCUGCCACAGCAGAGGGCCGGACGCAGGUCCUCGUGCAAAAUGGCCCCCGAGAGCCUCCGUGUCCUCAGGUCAGAACACAAACCUAACGCUGUGUGUGGGCAGAGGCCCCAGAUGCCUGCACCGGGAGGGUCCCUGGGCCCCCUUCUGCCUCCCAGCCACUCUCCUGACUGGCCUAGACCUGAGCCAGGACGAAAGGAGAACUGGGUAGAGAGACAAGGAAGAGGGAGGAUGGCUCAGCCCGGGCCUACAGAAGCAGCGGUGUGUAAGGAAUUUCCGCGAAUGGCAGUGUGACCCGUUACAAAUAAUAACGCCCAGCGUAAACCCAACGUGCUGUGAAUGGGUCACAGGGGAUGCCGAGACCCUGAUGCCCUCAGCCCCACGAACAUGCGUUAACUAAGGUGCAGGCGGCUGCCUGACUUCACGGCAAACGUGACGGCGUGUGUCUGGGCACUAGUCAUGUUAAACUGCAGCCAGCCAGCAGCAGGGUGCUGGGGACCCCAGCUUGCGGGAACCUUUCAGAGACGCUGCUUUUGCCUCAAGCAUGCCCUGGCGAGGGCUGAGGUCAGAGAGGCUGUUACAGUCCUGGGUUCCGCCACACACAGGCCUGAUGGCUUCAGACAAGGCCUUCCAACCUCUGGGCCUUGGCCCACCUGACAAAUAAGGGCUGGGCGAAGGGCACCCGGGCGAUCCCCGUUCUGAAAGUCUGGAAUAACUGGGUCCUUUUUGCUUUGCAGCAGGGCAAGAAGCUGCAAGGUUUGGUUGGUGAAUGUUUGUCACAAGCAAACCCCAGGAUGCCACUGAACCCCACCCUCUGACAGUCCUCAAAGGCACCUACCCCUUGGCUACAAAGCCAGUGUCACGUUGAAAACGUUGUUGACUCAAAACUCAGCUGUUUCAGCCACAGUGAAAACCUGCUGAAUGUCCCAGCCGGUGGCACGCCCCACCUGCCGGGGAGGAAUGUGACCUGCACAAAGGGGCAGUGUGUGUGUCCUGCCCAGGCUCCAUCCCAGGAGGGCCCAUCCUGUGUUGGCAUCCAGGGCGCGGCCCUGGGGGCAGGGUCCCGCCCAGCCUCUCCUGGCGGCUCGCGCUCCCCAAAGCCCAGCUCCAAUGCAAGAAUGCUGCACAGGCCUGUUGGAGGCCUGGAGGCCUGUGUGCCCUCAAAAACGUCUGGGCAAAGCUGCAAAGCUUCGAACAAGUUCAAAGCACUGUGUGAACAUCUUUCCAGGGUGAGAUGGCUGCUUUGGGACAGACAGUCCCCCCUAUGCCAGACCCGGCCCUGGCCCAGGGAUGGGCCGCCUACUUGGGCACGAGCCUGACCAGGUAGCAAAUCUCAGGACCAUCCACUGGCCUCAGGCUAGUGGCUGGAGACACUGCUCAGCACCCCAGUCCUAGAGUCUGGAGCAACUUUGGAAUGGAGCCCCUGAAAGUCAAGUUGCUUCCAUCAGAACUGCCAGGCCUCAGGUACAGGCAGCAGUGUCUCAGCCCACCCACCCAGCCUCCCCAAGUCAGAAGCAACGGCCCCUUCUCUGCACAGCCCUUCUGUGCAGAUAUCUGCUCCCAUCCCCUCCUUCUGGGUGGCAGGCCCCUGGCCAGGCCCUGGGUUCAGCCCCGCUGGAACUCUGUGCAGCCGUCAUUGCAGACAGAGGCCCACCAGACCCGGGUAGUGAGAGCACCCCGAGGGCCGGGCCCGGCUCCCGUCCACACCCGCCGUCCACACCCAGCCCCAAGCGCCCACACUGUGAAGAGGCCGAGGAGGACGCAGCCCCUCGCCAGCUAAGGGCACCUCUGCCUUGAGCUGCAAUCUGAAAACCAAAUCCCCCCUCGGGAACCUCACAUUAACUUAACGGACUCGGCCCCGUCCUUCUGUGCACGCCGGCCACCACCCACCCUGCCGAGCCUUGGGCCAUGAGCUCCGUCCCCUCCCCAAGUGCCAGCCUGGAGCAGGCAGCCCAGGGCCAAGGGCAAGGCAGACUGGGGUGCCGUGGCCGAGAGCAGGCAGCGGCAGCCCCCUUUCUCCUGGUCGUCUUGCCCUCAGGAGGACAGGCUGUUUUCCUCACUCCCGUCUCCCUGGGCCCCAUCCUGCCCUUGAACCGGGAAGGCCUCGGGAGCGUGGUGCGCGUGGCCCAGGGGAGGAGCGCGGGACGCAGGGUCUGGGGUCGGAGGAACUCGCCCAAGACUGGCUCCUCCACUGACAAGAGUCGCCUCAUUGGGGAAAUGAACAGUCGUCACUGGCCUGGCUGCCUCCCUGGGACAUUGCAAGGGUCCCACGAGAAAAUGGAUGUGAAGCGGGGCUGCUGGGGCCCCACCUGUGGAAGCCCGUUCCCCAGCGCCUGGCACAGCUCCCCUGCCCCUUCCUCCCGGGGCAACCCACAGCCAGGGACUGGCCGAUACGGGUUCUGGAGCUGACCUGGGCCUGUUACUGAUUUUUAGGGAACCACCUCAGAUCCCUCUAGAAAGAGGGGCAUAAACAAGCCCAACCAGCCAGGGAGAACGAGCAGACCGGGUCCGCGCCUGGCCCAGGCUUCUGGAGCCUUGCAGCCACUCUGCUGCAAGCUGCUGGGCUAGGGCCCUGGCUAAGCGGAGGCAUUUCCUCCCCCAAGCAGACACUUUCAUGAGAGCAGAAUUCUCCAAGUAUCAAGAAAACGCCAGGCCAUGAGAGUGGCGAGGGGCCUGGAAAUUUUUUAAGCCUCACUUGUGCUGGAAGCCGGCACAGAGACAACCAGGGCGGUGAGGUAUGUGGUUUCCUGGGGUGGCGGUUUUGUUUUGUUUUUUAAACUAUCUCAGGAAAGAGAAAAAGGCACCGGCUUAUUUGGGGCCUAUCUUUAAUCCAUCUUUGGUAAAUCGGAGUUUCCCAUGAAGGCUGGACUGUCUCUCAUAGGAAGCCCCAGAGCCCAAGGGGUCAGGCGGUGGGCUGUCCCGGCUCGGAGCUGCGGGUCUGGUGGCGGGUGUCAGGCAGGUGCUGGAGGUGGCCGAGGGUAGCGGGCACAGCUGGCCCUUCGCUCCCGGCAUCCCAUCACCGUGCUCAGGCCCCGCCCAGCUCCACUUCCUGCUCACUCGGCUCUGUGUCGGGCCCAGCCCGUUUCUGUGACAUGCUCAUUACCUUUGGACCCCACACGAUGCAGCCCUUUUAAGCCUGGACUGCUUCCCUACCUCAGGAAGAAGGGCAACGCCGGCCACUUACAACCCAGAUAGGGAAGCUGGGUCGCCGGGGCCUGAAAGCAGAAAAUGAAGUUGCCUGAAGGGAGGAGCCUCUGGGGCCCAGGGAGCACCUCGGACUUGGCACUGGACACUUGAGGUUCUUCCCAGAUCACAAGUUCUAGAAUCAAACGGCCAGGGGAGGGCAGGACGUAUCUGAGGGGUGGAAGGAUGGCCCUGGCAGUUACUAGGAAGCCCCUGCCUUCCUGGGCCUUUUCCCUCAGCUCACUGCUGCAGAGGCCACAACUGUUUCCUGAGCAGCCGUCACCUGGCAGGCGUCUCCUCAUCCACUAGACCCCUGCAGGACCGUCAUCCCCUGCAGAAGCAAGCCUGAGCCCAGGUGUCCCCUGCUGGUCCCCUGCGGCCCCGACCCCGCACCCCACCGCCUGGCUCAGGGGCCGGCUCACAGAGGGUGCUAGUGCAACCCGGUGGGGUGGGAAGGAAGGACCCGCUGGGUUAGCCCCGGGAGCUGGACUGUGUGUCCGCACAGCCCUAAGGUCCUGGGACGCUGUGGGCAUGUGCUCUGAAUGGUGGCCAACCCCGUGGUCUGGAGCCCCCCUCUGCCCAGGCCACAUUGUGGCAAACGCUGUUUCUGCACCAGGCCCCGGGUGGCAGAUGGCCCGUCUGGACACAGAAGGUGCGGAAGCCGAUGAAUGGCAAGGGGCCUCCCGGCAAGCUCACAGUUAGAAAACAAACAUUUUCUUUCUGCAGCGUGCAUCCUGGCCAGCACACACUCAGAGCAGGGCUUGUAAGAACACCUCGCUCUCAGCUUGCCGUGGAGGGAAUUCUCUGCCUGACAGAAGUCGAGGGACCUUUCCAAAGCACACAGGGCGCUGGCGGGGGGACCAAGGCUAACGCACUGCCGGGACGCAUGGGGACCCUGGGGGCGGCUUCUGCACCAGGACUGGGGGCACUGAAGGUGGCUCCAAGGCCCCAGAGGGGACGGCGGGCCCUGGGUUUUGUUCAGCUGGCUGGAGCUGGGUGCUCCAAGGGCCAUGUCAAGGCACAGGGAGACAGGACUGCAGAGUAUUGGGACCCUCUCAGCCCAGCCCUCCAUUCUCUGUUCAGAUAUUGGCUUCCAGAGAAAGGGCAUGCUUUUUGGGAAAACGGGCAAAUCGCCAAUCAGUCUAACAGACUUAUCUGCAAAUAGGCAGACGGAGGCCGAGAGAAGGGAGGAGACGUGCCCCAAAUCCCGCAGCUGGUUGACGUGCAACCAUUCCUCUUGACUUCCGGGUCAAGCUCAGGAGAACGUUCGAUCCUCAGGCAGGACAGCGGCCAGAAGAGGCUGGACAAGCCUGGGCUGGAAGCCUGGCCCUCUGGGGGCCCUGGGAAGUCCUGAAAUUUCUCAGCCUCAGUUUCUCAUUUGGACAAUGAGGCUAAUAUGAGCCCCAAAUGAAGUCACAGGAUUGUUUGGAGGGUUAAUUGCAUUGAGACCAUGUAGGAGGCCAAGGAGGCGCUUGGCUAACCUGAGCUCCCUCCUCCCCCUGCGCCCACCCCGCCGUGCUCAGGCUAAGGUGGGGGCCCGGGGCUCUCCGUGGCCAGCGCUGCACAGCCGAGGGGUCAGGGGCUCGGCUUUGGGAACAGAAUCUAUGCUCUAGAUGGUCAAACCCACUGUCCUUUUCAACCAAAACCUGCUUUCAAAGGAGCCAGAAGACAUGCCAGCAACACGAAAGGUGAAAUCUCUAGGAAUAAAAAUAUAAGAGAGAGAGAAAAGAGACAGGGAGAAAACCUUACAGAACACAAAUGUGGGCUUGAACAAAUAGAGAGACAUCCUGUCUGUGGACAGGAAGACUCAACCUCAAAAAGGUGUGAAUUCUCCCCAAGUUAAUUCAGAAGUCUAACACAAUCCCAAUCUACAACGUCUACAGCAGCCCUCCCCCAUCUCAAGACAAGCUGAUUCUCAAGUUUUCAUUGGAAAAAUAAACAGGUGAGAAUAAUCAGGAAGCCUCUGCGAAGAACAAUUAGGAGAGACUAGUCUUACCAGAUGCUAAAACAUACUACAAAGCCUCAAAAUUAGGAGUAUACUACUAUAUGAGGACACACAGAGACUAAUGAAAUAGAAGAGAACGUUCUGAAAUAGCCCCAGGUUAGCAUAUGAUAAAGGUGGAAUCUCAAAGCAGAGAGAGAAAGAUGGAAUUUUCAAUAGCUGGUAAGGAGACCAGUGGGUAGACAUAUCAAAAAAGAAAAAAAGGGCUUCCCUGGUGGCGCAGUGGUGGAGAGUCCGCCUGCCGAUGCAGGGGACACGGGUUCGUGCCCCGGUCCGGGAAGAUUCCACAUGCCCCGGAGCGGCUGGGCCCGUGAGCCAUGGCCGCCGAACCUGCGUGUCCAGAGCCUGUGCUCCGCAACGGGAGAGAGGCCACAACAGUGAGAGGACCGCGUACCGCAAAAAAAGAAAAGAAAAAAACAUGUUGUCUCCAUAUUCAUACCACAUACAGGAUAAGCUCCACAUAGACCGAAUACUGCAACAUAAAACCAUAAAACACUAGGAUGAAACACAAAAUUCCUUUAUAGCCUUUCUAAAAUCCAACAUUCAGAGCCAUAAAAGAAAGAAUUAAUAAAUUUGAUAAAAAAAUGUAUACACGUCAAAAAACGCUAAAAGCACUGGUGGGAUUGUAAAAUUGUGCAGUCGCUUUGGAGAACAGACUGGCAGUUUCUCAAAAUGUUAAACACAGAGUUACCACAGGACCCAGCAAUUCCACCCCUAGGUAUGUACCCAAGAGAAAUGAAAACACAUGCCCAUACAAAAACAUGCACAUCAACGUUCACAGCAGUAUUAUUCGUAAUAUCCAAAAAGAGGGAACAACCCAAAUGUCUACCAAUUAGCAAAUGGAUAAAUAAAAUGUGGCAGGAAUAUUUUUCGGCCAUAAAAAGGAAUGGAGGGACUUCCCUGGUGGCGCAGUGGUUAAGAAGCCUCCUGCCAAUGCAGGGGACACAGGUUCAAUUCCUGGUCCAGGAAGAUCCCACAUGCCGCGGAGCAACUGGGCCCGUGCGCCACAACUACUGAGCCUGAGCUCUAGAGCCCGUGAGCCACAACUACUGAGCCCGCGUGCCACAACUACUGAGGCCCGUACGCCUAGAGCCCAUGCUCUGCAACAAGAGAAGCCACCGCAGUGAGAAGCACGCGUACUGCAAAGAAGGGUAGCCCCCGCUCGCCACAACUAAAGAAAGCCCACGCGUGGCAACAAAGACCCAAUGGCACCAAAAAUAUAAAAUAAAUUUAAAAAAAAAAAAAGGAAUGGAGUUA
This is a messenger RNA of Globicephala melas (long-finned pilot whale), 16620 nucleotides long. RefSeq names its product phospholysine phosphohistidine inorganic pyrophosphate phosphatase (gene LHPP). The record is from RefSeq and is a predicted model, not a curated record. Lineage: Eukaryota; Metazoa; Chordata; Mammalia; Artiodactyla; Delphinidae. Gene Ontology annotation, cellular component: cytosol. Gene Ontology annotation, molecular function: inorganic diphosphate phosphatase activity; phosphatase activity. Gene Ontology annotation, biological process: dephosphorylation.